ACCAACCUUGGACGGACCCCUGUUUUGGGGGGAGUUACUCCCACCCACUUUCAAAAAUUUGCAACUUCGAUUAAAAGAAAUGAGAGACAGGGAAUCAAGACGAGGAGAUCCCCGGUGUAUCCAUGCCCAGGCUAUUAAAUCUAAAAUUGCAUCAGAACAUCGUUUCUUAUUCCAUGAAUUAAUCACACAUUAUUCCAAAUCGAACAAAUUAUCUUAUGCUCAACGUGUGUUUAAUCAAAUCCCUGAACCUAACGUUGUAUCAUGGACAGCUCUGAUUUCAUCAUAUAUAAACACUAGCAACGCCUUUCAUCACUUCAUUUCCAUGCUUCGCCAUCCUACAUUACCAAACCAAAGAACUUUAGCUCCUCUAUUCAAAACCUGUGCUUCACUCUCGACACUACAGAUUGGCAUUCAACUUCAUUCUGUCUCUCUAAAACUCUCCCUCUGUAACUUGUGUUAUACUGGUUCAUCACUCAUCAGUUUCUAUACAAAAUGCUCGUUGCCAAACGAAGCGUUGAAAGUGUUUGAUAAAAUUCUUGAAAGAGAUGAAGUUUGUUAUUCUUCAAUGAUUGUGGGUCUUGCUCAAAACUCUCAACCUUCAAAAGCUCUUAAGUUAUUUUCUGAAAUGAAUAAUUCUUCUACUGUUAGUUCAAAUAUGUAUGGUAUUUCUGGUGCGCUUCGAGCAACGGCAGAAUUAGCAGCACUUGAACAGUGUAAAAUUAUUCAUGCACAUACAAUACUUACUGGGUUUCAAACGUAUCUUGUUGUGGGUAAUGCUUUGGUUGAUGCUUAUGGAAAAUGUGGUCUCAUUGCUGAUUCUCGUAAUAUCUUUAAUCAGUCAUUACCGAAUGCGAAUAUUUUUCUGUGGAAUUCGAUGAUGGGAGCUUAUGCUCAACAAGGAGAUAAAAAAUCUGUGAUUAAGCUGUUUUAUGACAUGAAACUCAGAGGUUUUUCUCCUGAUGAGUACAGUUUUCUUGCGUUACUUACUGCUUGUAGUAAUUCUGGUUCAGUUCAUGAAGCUGAAAAAUGGUUGAGUUGUAUGAAAGAUGAUUAUGGGGUUGAACCACAGCUUCAACAUUAUACAUGUUUUAUAAAUGCAAUGGCAAGAGAUGGACGGAUUGCGGAAGCUAAGGCACUGGCUAUGAAAAUGCCAUUUGAAGCCGAUGCUGCUGUGUGGAGAUCAUUAUUGACUGCUUGUGCUGUUCAUGGUGCAUCAGAGGUAGCUCAAGAAGUAACUCAAAGACUACUACAACAUAACCCACGUGAUGAUUCAGCAUUUGUGUUACUUGCUAAUGUAAAUGCAACUGCAGGAAAAUGGGCUGAAGUGGCAGAAGUGAGGAAGCUAAUGAGACGGCGAGGAGUGAGAAAGGAAGGUGGGAUGAGUUGGAUCGAAUUUCAAGGCGAAGUUCAUGUGUUUUUAGCUGGGGAUAGAAACCAUGAAAGGAUGAAUGAGAUAUACGCCAAGUUAGCAGAGUUGAGGGAAGAGAUAAAAAAAUUGGGAUACAAAGAGGCAGUUGACGAAAAGUUGCAUGAAAUGGAAGCAGCGGAUAAGAGAGAGUUGCUUUGGUCUCAUAGUGAAAAGUUGGCGCUGGCGUUUGGGGUAGUGAGUGGAGCAGCACCACCGGGUAAGGCUCUUAGGAUUCUGAAGAAUUUGAGGAUUUGUAAGGACUGCCAUGAGGCUUUCAAGUGUAUGAGUAUAGUGAUAAAGAGAGAAAUUGUUGUUCGUGAUGUUAACAGAUACCACAGAUUUGUUCAUGGAAACUGCAAUUGUGGAGAUUAUUGGUGAUCCGGCGAAGUUGAAUAUAAUAAUGAUGAGUUUCAAUAAAAAUGUGUUCGAACCUGAAAACCCUUGGAAUUUUUUUUGGAAAUAUCUACUCGUUCUUCUAAUAUGAGAUUUCUGUUUUAUGCAUUAUGCAAUGGAGCUAUUGGACUCAGAGUUCCCAUUGCACGUGUAAAGUAUUUGUACUCAUUAUUUGAUCACGAGUCGGCAUCUAUCAAAAAUCACUUGUUUAGCCAUUGUUACAGAGAGUUUACUUCUUAUGUUGUACAUCUGAAACCUUUACCAGUAGAGCUACGAUAAAAUAAAGGAGCUUUAAACCCACAGAUUUUAACAGAGUAAUGGGCAACAGAGAAAGGAUGCAAGACAUUGGCAACCAAAUUAUCAA
Messenger RNA from Papaver somniferum (opium poppy), 2165 nucleotides. RefSeq names its product putative pentatricopeptide repeat-containing protein At5g52630. Gene Ontology annotation, molecular function: protein binding; zinc ion binding; RNA binding. The transcript has a single exon. The record is from RefSeq and is a predicted model, not a curated record. The coding region runs from base 80 to 1786 and encodes 568 amino acids. Gene Ontology annotation, biological process: RNA modification. NCBI's taxonomy places the organism in Eukaryota, Viridiplantae, Streptophyta, Magnoliopsida, Ranunculales, Papaveraceae.